AAGAAAACUUGUUCUGUCACAGAACCAGACUGUCGAGCUGUAAGAUAAAUUUACAGCUUCGUCAUAUGGUUUCAUGUGUUUUGAGUUGAACGGAGUCUUCCUCAUCUGAUGUGAAGAACCUGUAGUUCUGGUUAAGAACUAGAUCAGAUUAUAAAAAUAAAGUGAAUAGAACUGAAUGCCUGUAGUGGACCCAAACGAGACGAUGUUCUGUUUAUCUUUGUUUCUCUGCUGUGAUCCAAAAACGUGAAAAGAGUUCAACUUAAAACCCACAACAAAUAACCCUACUACUAUUCUGCUCUGUUCUAUUUGAUUAUUUUCUGUUUUACUCUGUUCUAGUCUGCUGUGUUCUAUUCUAUUCUACUCCAGUGUAAUGUGCAGACUGGGUUCCAGCGGACUCUGUUUCUGUUCUUAUGAGGGAAUCCUGCCUCACAUGAAGCCUCUAAAUUAUAUCUCAGAUAUCAGCAGUUUACUUUCUGUUAGGAAAUGUUUUCCUGUCUAACUUUCCAGCUGUCUCUCUGCCAUCCGUCGCUUUUUGAUGUUCUGCCAGUCGGUCCGUUAACAGAACCUGGUCGUGGAGACAUGUUUUAUAGGUGAUUUAAGGUCUUAUUUUUCUCGUUUUCUUCUGCGUUCUGCUUGAAUCGGGUCAAUGUGAGUCCUAAGGAUGCUUCAGUCCCUAUGUAUCUGUGGUCCCCUGAUGGACUGCGCACGAUAGGUCUGCCUGGACCUGGGCUCACAAUGGGUUCGCUAAAUAAGCUCAUAUCAGCAAAAUCAGUUGGCGGGCCAACCUGGGUCUUAGCCUAGGUCUCCAGAAGGUUUUGGAUGAAUCCGUUUAAAGUACUCAACACAUCAAGAGUCCAGAUGUGUCACUUUUUCAGGAGUUUCCAGGCCCACUAUCCAACCUAAAACUUUAUUUAUUCCCUGAAGGGAGGGGGGGGGGUCAGUUGUCAGGAGCAUAAAUCCAUUUAUCAGACUUUCCUGGUAAACGCUUUAAGCUUUGCAAACAUGGUUCAUGCUCUGGCAGCAGCGUUCAGUCUCUAAUCUAAACUAAAACAACCCAGUUUAAACCUGAACUGAGACCAAAUUACCCCACUUAUGUUGUUCAGGUCUGGGGGCUGUAAAUUAAGUGUGCAGUCCAGUCCUGUUGUGGGUUAACUGUUCCCAGAGCCCCUGGUUCCCAUUAUGAAGGCCCCUCGGUAAGCUCCCAUAUCGACUAUGAGCGUUACCUCCCUAAAACAAAUAAAAAAAAGAUUUUUAAAGAGCGCCGAGGGUCUGAAGGGUGAUAAAGAUCAGGGUGGGAGACGGCCCUGGCCCCCGAUGGCAGCACCAGCUGGGUCGGUGGGGGCCGGGGGGUGAUUGGGUACUCCCCGGGGAGACGGCAUCAGAAAGGAAAACAUUCAGCUCCCACGCACUUUGCUGCUGGAACCAGAGCGAAUGUGGGAAAUAUCAGUCAUCAUGUUUAGAUGGAGCUUUAACCGUGGGACCAUCGGAGCUUUAAGGCUCAGUUCAUCCAGAACAUCCCAGCUGCUCUUGGGGACACACUACUUCAGAACAAGUACCUUCAUGUUACAAAGAGCUCAGAGGAACAAAGACUGGAAGGAUCCCCAGGUUUGAAUCUGUUAAAGCUAGGAUCUGCCUCCACAGCCUGAUGGUGGAUGUUUGAACAGGAUGGAGCCUGGAAAGACAGAUAUGGAGCUGCUCAGUAACAGCAUGGCCACCUACGCCCACAUCAAAGCCAAUCCAGAGAGCUUCGCUCUUUACUUCAUGAUGGGCGUCUCAUUCGGGCUCUUCAUGGCGCUCUGCCUCCUGAUUGCCGGCAUCGCCUGCAGGACCCACCGCUUCAGAAGACCUCCUCCAACGCCCGAGAUGAGGCAGCUCAGAGAGUCCAGCAAGGAUCAGGAGGAGGAGGAGGAGGAAGAGAGCAUGUCAGAGGUAGAUGGGAUGGAGUCUGGGUUGGAGUCUGAGAGCAAAGUGACAGGGGGGCCCCUGAGCGAGCGCAGCAGCCCGUCUAACGGCACUCUGAGGAGCCUCAACGUGUUCACGUCUGCGGAGGAGCUGGAGAAGGCCCGGCGUCUGGAGGAACGGGAACGGAUCGUCCGCGAAAUCUGGAGAAAUGGGCAGCCGGACAUCCUGGUUACUGGGACGGGAACGAUCGGACGGGUGCAUUACCACUGACUUUAACCAGAGGGAAGCAGGACUGAGAUGUUUCUGCCUGGAGUGAUUUUUAUUUAUCAGGUUUUUAACCCUUCCAGCAGAGGGCGCUCCACUCAUCUCUGAGUUUCUAGUUAAACGAGGAAAGCUCCAGUGUUCCCAGUAAGCCCAGUUCCAGAAUGACUCUGAAGGUUCCAGUUUCCUUAUUUCCUUUUUGAAAUGAACUUCAGACGAGUGAAGCUGAACUGCUACACUUAGAUGACCAAAAACCUCAGAACCAGGGAGAAACAUUUCAUUUAUUUUCCUUUACUUUUGGGAAUUUUGACCAAAUGUCCCAGCCUUUAAACUUUUAUAUGAAUGUUUUUAAUGCAAACUGAAACCCGAAAUGAACUGAACCCGUUAAGAAAAGGUUAACUAGUAAACCAAAGGAAAAGUGAAGGUUUAAUCCUGUAAUCUGGUCCUCAUCUGCUCACUCUGAUUAUUCAGCUUUAUUUAAAUCAUUCUGGUGUCAUUUACUAUAAAUGAGUUUUAUUGUUGGUUUAUUUCUUCUUCACUUCAUGAAGACAGCAGGUUAGCUCAGUUAAGUGAAGAACAUUUAAAGCUGGACUGCAGAUGUUUCCUGGUCUUCAUGAUCUUCUCAGACCAUCUGAUAGCUUCUGUUCUGUAGAUUCUGAAGUCGAGCUCCAGUUAAAACCCAUUUUAUUAAAUUGAUAAAUACACCUGUUGACUGGACUGGAUCUUCCAGAAUGAUCUUCUGCUGUGGAAAGUCUCUUACCUCUUUGACAGCAUGAAGUUCUGGGUUUGUUGCUACAGAAAGACUAAAAACUUCAUGCUCCCAUCUGAGAAAGUUUUUAUAAUAAUUGUUGGAUAAGGAGUAAUAACAGGAGCUAACAGAAACCCAGAUGAACUUUUACCAGAUUCUGUCUCCGAGCCAUCACUUCCUGUGUUCCAGUUAUAACCCGGAUCUCCUGUGCCAGUCUGUGCCAAUGUUUUCUAUUCAGAACCCUCUGGGGUCACUCAGAGCAAAGACCCAGGAGAUGGUUUAGUUUCUCAGGACUUUCACUGAUUAGACGUGUUUUGAGUUCCUUCAAAUUUUCCAUGUCAAACACAAACCCGAACAUUUGUUGUUAUAAUUGGACUUUAUGAUGAUGUGGAAAAGUCUGUUCAUUUAUUUAUGGUCUGAAGAUCUGGACUCUUUCUGAGGGUCGUUUAGUUUUCCAGACUGACUGACAUGUUGAGGUUCUGAACUUUGCACUAAUGUUCACACGGAGCUGCGUUCCCAGUUAUAAACACAUUUUUCAUUGAAGCCAUAAUUUCCUAUUUCCCUUCCUUCAAUCCAGAACUUUCUGGAUUCUGUAAGGUCGGGAUCCACAGUUCUCUGGGUUUCUUUCAUUGUUUUCUUUAGACUGGCAGAUUCUUAUUAUUUUUAACCUCAGUUAACAGUUAUUUCCAAAGAGCUGCACUGACCUUUGUUGUAAUUAUUUACCGUUGACCUGCUGGAGGUUUUCUACUGGAAGGUUUAAAGAAACUUCUACAUGCGGAGGAGCUGUGGGGGAAGUGCUGACCCGGUGACCAGCAGUGAGAUGUUCCACCUGAAGCUUCAUGAAAAGCUGUAGGAGCGUGGAUGCUCCUACACGCAUGUUUAUCUUUUAGGAAUCAGACAAAGGAAAACAUAACUUUCCAGAUUAGAUUUUCCAAUAUUAAUCUUUCCAGUGAACAAAUAGCUUCAUGUGAAUCCUCUUCUGCUGUGUUCUGACUUACAGGUUAAACAUUUUAAAUGAAAAUAAAGAUGUUAACGCCUCUGACA
This is a messenger RNA of Girardinichthys multiradiatus, 3955 nucleotides long. It is a transcript of the gene eva1bb, whose product is annotated as eva-1 homolog Bb (C. elegans). Lineage: Eukaryota; Metazoa; Chordata; Actinopteri; Cyprinodontiformes; Goodeidae. The transcript is spliced from 3 exons. The record is from RefSeq and is a predicted model, not a curated record. Bases 1666 to 2172 code for a protein of 168 amino acids.